AUGACAAAAAUAUUAUGAUAAUACGAGUGAGCAAGUGACGUGUUGCGUGGACUUGGACCAAAUCUGGACUUUUGCGAUCAAACCAUGUCGUUUAUAUCAUGGACAACGGAGUACUAAAGUUAGGUUAUAGUCUAGUAGUGUAUUAUUGUUCUAUGGUAAUAGCCCGUGGCCGUGUACCUGUAUAAUUUCUACAUGUAUAAUAUUAUUAUAUUAAUUAUCUUAAAUCGUUGUGUCUACGCCAUAGAUUGACCUAACCUCAUAAACUACCUAAUUAUUAUUAUUAAUUUUCUUCAUACUUAUUUUUUAACGGUUUCAUGUCCAUAACGUCAUAUUAAAAUUAUGGAUGCCAUACACAGUUCAUCAGACAGUUCAUUAGACAGCUCAUCAGAUAGUUCAUCAUAUUAUGCGAGUGAUCAAAUGUAUGUUUUGAAAUCCAGUGGAUUUGAAUCAAAAAUCUACACAAACGAAUCUCACAUUGUUGAAGCAUUUGAAUUCCUACAAUCUUUACGCGAGGAUCAAGUUUUUUGUGAUAUACGGCUAAAAGCUGAUGAUGAUACAUUUGUUUUUGGACAUAAAAUUGUAUUAAUGUCCGCUAGUCAAUAUUUCCGGGCUAUGUUCACUAAUUUUAGUGAACGCGAAAAAGAUAUUAUUGAUAUAAAAGAGCUAGAUUCCACCGUUUUAAAAAAAUUAGUAGAUUAUAUUUAUACUGGGAAGAUAUUGAUCAACAAAGAAAAUGUACAGGUAUUGCUACCGGCUGCAAAUCUCUUACAGUUAGAAUAUGUAAAAGGCGCAUGUGCUAAAUUUUUACAGAAACAACUGGAUCCAUUAAAUUGUCUUGGUAUUAGAUCAUUUGCUGAUUUACAUAAUUGUUUGGAAUUGUUUGCAAGUUCUGAAGAAUACAUUAGGAAAAAGUUCCUAGAUGUGGUUAACGGUGAAGAUUUUCUAUCUCUACCAAAUGAAGAUUUGAUUAAGUUCAUCUCUGGUAAUGUUCUUAACGCACCUGAAGAAAAAGUAUAUGAAUGUGUUAUUGAUUGGGUAAAGCAUAGAUUAAAUGAUAGAUCCGAUAGCUUACCUGAAUUAAUGGAACAUGUACGACUACCAUUAGUAUCUUUAGAGUAUAUAUCAAGUAAUGUAGUCAAAGAACCUCUUUUUAAAAAUCUUCCUAAAAGUAAAGAUUAUUUAACUGAAGCUUUUCAAUUUCAUGCAUUUAAGACACAACAGCUAACUAUUCCACAAACUAUUCGAAAUACGCCUAGAAUGUCUGGACAAAAAGUUAUUCUAGUGUUCGAUAGUUCAUUACAUGCCCAUUGGUAUGAUCCAACAACUAACUUGUGGCAGCUUUUACAAGAUAACUGUUUGAUGGAUUCUGUUAAUCAUGGUUCUAAUGAUUAUUAUUAUGAUGAUUAUUCUCACCGUUCUAGGGUUAAAAUAACCUUAAUUAAAGAACAUUUUGUUGUUAUUUAUAAAUUAUGUGACUCAUCUAUAAGAAUUCUUGAUUUAUCUUUAAAAUUCCCAAGUUGGGUAACUUUGGUCGACACCUUAGUUUCCAGAAGGAAUUAUGGAUUUGGUGUAUUAGAUGAUUGUUUAUAUGCAGUAGGCGGAUAUGGAAAAGAUGGAUAUUUGAAUAGUGCAGAGGUUUACGAUAUGAAUAAUCAAGAAUGGCGAAUGAUAGCUAAUAUGUCCACUAAGAAAAAACAUUCAAGUCUUGGAGUACUCAAUAAUCUUUUAUACGCAGUAGGAGGAAGUUUUAAUGAUGAUUGUGAUAUUGAUACACAUUUCAAAUCUGCCGAAUGUUAUGAUUCCAGUCUUGACAAAUGGACAAUAGUUCCCGAAAUGUCAGCACGUCGUUCUGAUGUUGGUGUAUGUGGAAUGGAUGGUGUAUUAUAUGCCGUUGGUGGUUUAUAUGAAGGUUGUUGUCUUAAAAGUGUUGAAGCAUACAAACCAAGUUCUGGAGUUUGGACCUCUAUUGCUGACAUGAUUAUCGCCCGAUGCGGUUCUAGUGUAUUCGCAAUAGAUGGUUUGUUAUAUGUUGUGGGUGGACAUGAUGAUGUAAAUGGUGAUUCAGAAUAUCCAUUUCGGUCUGAUUGGUUAGAAAUAUACGAUCCUAGCACUACUACCUUGUCUGUGGUAAAAAUGUUGAAAAGUAUGAAGUAUACUGUUGGUGCAGUUAUCGUUGAUAAGGCAUUAGUCACCAAAUUUCAUAGUUAAUUAGUAUAUAUGUCCCAUUGUUCAUAUGUAGAUUAUACACAAAUACAAAAGGGAAUUAAUAAUAUUUUGUAGGAAAUUCAAUAUAAUUUUGUGUAAUUUAUGAUAAGCUCUAUUGAUCGGUAUAUUAUCAAUUUCUAUUAAAUUAUUUGAUCAAAUAAAGAUGCUUUGAAAUUAAAA
This is a messenger RNA of Acyrthosiphon pisum (pea aphid), 2385 nucleotides long. Its product is annotated as kelch-like protein 2. The record is from RefSeq and is a predicted model, not a curated record. Lineage: Eukaryota; Metazoa; Arthropoda; Insecta; Hemiptera; Aphididae. The transcript has 10 exons. The coding region runs from base 340 to 2208 and encodes 622 amino acids. Gene Ontology annotation, molecular function: protein binding.